Beta vulgaris subsp. vulgaris (sugar beet) is the source of this 1623-nucleotide messenger RNA. Its product is annotated as glutathione transferase GST 23. The transcript is spliced from 2 exons. Bases 402 to 1073 code for a protein of 223 amino acids. Gene Ontology annotation, molecular function: glutathione transferase activity. Gene Ontology annotation, cellular component: cytoplasm. Gene Ontology annotation, biological process: glutathione metabolic process. Lineage: Eukaryota; Viridiplantae; Streptophyta; Magnoliopsida; Caryophyllales; Amaranthaceae. The record is from RefSeq and is a predicted model, not a curated record.
AGCGGUGUGAGCUUUGUCAACUUGUUUGAUUUUUUUUUUUAAAAAAAAACAUUAUAAAAGGUGGUAGUGUUGGUGGUGGUGGAGGGGGCAUGAAGAUGAUGGUGGUGUGGAAGGAGAAGUGAGGAGAAAAUGAAAAAUACAAAAAUACGGUAUUUUAUACAAAUACAGGGCGUUAUAAGGAAAUUUUAGGGCGUGAUUUAGCAAAUGAGUAACUUUAUUUAAAUUUAUCUUCUUAAAUGUCAAGUUCUUACCCCAAGAGCAUGAAAGUCAAAAAUAAAUAAAAAAGAAUGCACUCCUUACCAGCAAUUUAAGGUCAAAAGUUUACCAAAAAAUUCUGCAUUUAGUCUAAAACCAUAAUUUCAUCAAAAACAACCGUAUAUUGUUUCACCCAGAGAGCAUAUAUGGAGGAGGAGGUGAGACUACUGGGAGAGUGGUCUAGUAUUUACUGCCACAGAGUCAUCUGGGCUCUGAAACUCAAGGGUGUUAGCUACGAUUACACGAAAGAGGAUUUAGCAAACAAGAGCAAUGAUCUUAUACGAUAUAAUCCAGUCUAUAGGAGGGUUCCGAUCCUCGUUCAUAAUGGAAAGCCUAUGGCAGAAUCAAUUUUUAUUCUUGAGUAUAUCAAUGAGGUGUGGCCUCAUAACCCCCUGCUUCCUGCUGAUCCUUAUGAGAAGGCCAUGGCACGAUUUUGGGCUAAGUUUAUAGAAGAUAAGAGCCCAACAUUUUAUUCUUACUUCCGAGCUGUUGGAGAAGAGCAAGUGAAACUAGCAAAAGAAGCUAAAGAACUACUUCAAAUAUUAGAAGAGAAAGGAUUAGGGGAGAAAGAGUUUUUCGGCGGGGAUCAAAUUGGGCUCACAGAUAUAUGCUUGGGAUGGAUUGCUUGCUGGAUUGAACUAAUGCAAGAAGCAGCAGGAAUCAAAGUAUUUGAAUCUGAUAGCCUACCCAAAAUACAAGCUUGGAGCAAGAGAUUUAAGGAGGUCCCAGAGAUCAAAGAGAACAUAGCAGAUAAGGAUAAGAUGUUGCUCUACUUCAGAGGGCUAAGGGAGAAAUUUACUGCAGCUAAAGCACCAUAAUUAAGGCGAUUUUUUCGUAAUAAUAAUGUCAAUUGCAGAAGAGAGAAUUGAUGAGGACACCAAGGCAAUAGCUAUGAAAGGGUCUGAUCACCUUGGUCUUGGAUGUGAUGAGAUUCAAUUUGUUUGCUGCUAAGAAAGAGUUUCUCACUUGUAUUACUUGGCUGAAGUGUAAUAGUCUAGUUAGUCUUGCUUAGUAUACUAUCUUUUAUAGCUUUUUUAGUGAAUAAGCUCAUGGUUUUUGCCUAACUGUUAAAAGUUGGGAGUUUUACAUGAUCCAAAAGUCUUUAAACCACUAGGGGCAUGUGUUACAGUUUUAUUUAAGCCUCUUACUUGGACCGCAAGCUAGUUAGGAGCUUUAUUUGUUUGCUAAGCCUAGUUAGGGUGGGGCUGCAAGUAAGAGGAAACAGUCCUAAUUCAUGCAAUUUCCUAAUUCUUGUAUAGUUGGGAUCUACUUAGGAGACCCAACUCAUGCUGAUUAUAGUGCUUAAUGUUCAUUAAGGAGUGAAUUGAAAUUAGGAUUUUUUUUAUAAGAAUAAUACAAACUUUUGCC